Dicrocoelium dendriticum is the source of this 924-nucleotide messenger RNA. The record is from the annotation of a GenBank genome assembly. NCBI's taxonomy places the organism in Eukaryota, Metazoa, Platyhelminthes, Trematoda, Plagiorchiida, Dicrocoeliidae.
AUGCCUAUUAAGCUCACAACCAAAUAUCUUCAUUCUAGAGACCCCGCAACCGGCAUCUCAGCAAAAAGAUGCCCGCCUUGUACCAAAGAAGAACCUGAUGUGCCAUUGGAGGGACCCGUUGAAGAGCAUUCUGUCACCUCAGGUAGUCAGUUAUAUCCUCUCACAGCGCUGGCGGGACCUUAUACAGUGGAUCACCAAAGGCACCGCUCCGGCGAACCGGUUUACCAUCCAUCUUACGAUGUAAACGAACACGCAUACGGGUUGACACCCCACACCCCUAUUUCUGAAAGCGGGUGUGCUUCGCCUUCCGUCAGUUAUAAUACAAUGACUUAUUGGCAACCAGAACGACGAAAAAUUGCGAAAUUCACCGAAUUGCCGCCCAAAAAGCAAUCCGACAAAAGUGGCAAUGAGAUGUCUAUGCUAGCGGUGCUUCCGGACGACAAAGUAUCCAAUAAUGAAUGCGCCCGAAACGCAUCUUGUUACCUUCCUCCCACUCGAACAAACAAAAAGAGGCAACCUUCCUCCGAGUGGCCACCACCGCAUCAAGGAAACAACGUUGUGGAUUAUAUGCGUUUAAUGGGACAAACCAGAUCAACCCUCAAAGAAAACUCCAUGAGUAAAUUCCUUGCAAAAUCUUCCCUCAACAGCCCUUCGAAUUUGUAUCAGAGUAUCGAGUUCAGAGUGGCUCUGGAUUCGGGUGUUCCAAGGAAAUGUGACACCGGGGGCUCAGCCUUCACCCCACCAGAGUUGAGCCAUGUACCCAAGUUGACGAAAAAGCAAAUAUAUAACCGUACGGAAUCCGAGAUGGGCUCGAAUUGUAAAAGAAGAGGAGCGGAUCCGGAAAUCAACUACAGCAGUCCAGUUAAGGGGCUACACCGAGCUAAUUCUGAUCGCACUGGUUAUGUCCAAACAAGUUUUGUAUAA